This is a messenger RNA of Papilio polytes (common Mormon), 952 nucleotides long. RefSeq lists its product as uncharacterized. Bases 157 to 912 code for a protein of 251 amino acids. The transcript has 5 exons. NCBI's taxonomy places the organism in Eukaryota, Metazoa, Arthropoda, Insecta, Lepidoptera, Papilionidae. The record is from RefSeq and is a predicted model, not a curated record.
UGAGUCACUUCCCGUUCGGUUUGCUUUGAUUACAACCCUUUUUGUUUACUUUUGCCGUUUCUUUCAUAUAAGCGUUGUAUACGUACAUCCUUUAAAGAACUAACUAUUUAAGUGUUUUAAGAACCUUGUAAUCAACCGUAUUCUUAUUCAAUCAUCAUGUCUCGCUUUAAUUAUGGCAAUAAUCCUCAAUACCCUCCACCACAAAAUACUAUUUAUCCUCAAUUAUAUAACCCGGUCAAUGCACCUGCUCCUGGUCCUGGACAACCAGGAAAUCCAUAUUAUGGAUAUCCAGCUCCGGGCCAACCUUACCCAAAUGAGCCUGGGUUUGCUUUUCCAUACCAGCCAGUGCCCAUCCAGCCCACUAGUGUUCCCGCAGCAAUGUCAUAUCCGAAUGUAAUGCCAACUGCACCACAGUAUCCAGGACAACCUAUAGUGGCACCAACGCAGCCUUAUGUAGGAGGAUCUCCAGUCGAAUGGAUUCCAACCACACCAAGAGAUGCUUUCACUUUAAGCGAUAAAGCGAUUGUUGCUGGCUAUGAGGGUUACGACCAAAGCCCUCUUUGGGUGAUAAGAGCUAGAUAUGGAGGAGAUUUGAUCCCGGGCAAACUGGCCAUUAAACACCAUGCUGCAUAUGUUCCUUGGGGUGGAAACGAAAACGCUGUCCAGAAUAUUGAGGUAUGUUGUGCCCCACCUGAGAGGGUUCGUUGGGUCGAGGGUCGUGAGGGCGUUAUUCCACCAAACGCUAUUGUGGGAGGAAACACUUCAUCUGGUGAACCAUUGUACAUUGGAAGAGCAAAAGAACAGGGCUCUUUAACUCCUGGAAAGGUACAUCCAAGUCACAAAGGUAUGUAUAUAUCAUUUGCGGGCAAAGAGAUAGCCCAUAAAAUAUAUGAAAUACUUUGUCAUGCUUAGAAUUUUGAGAUGAUUUUCAAAUAAGAUAUUAAAACAUCAU